CCGCGUGAUAAUGCGCGUUCACGCUCCGCAUUCUGUCUCCGCCUCCCCACAGCAAAAUGGCGACCGUUGACUACGACGAGGCUGCGGGGCCGGAGAUGGAGCUCAGCGACGAAGAGCUAGAAAGGGAAGCAGAGGGCUACAAAGAGCAAGGCAAUGCUUUUUACAUUAAGAAGGAUUAUUCUGAAGCAUUCAACUACUACACCAAGGCCAUAGAUGUGUGCCCGAAGAAUGCCAGUUACUAUGGCAACCGUGCGGCCACUCUGAUGAUGCUGAGCCGCUACAGAGAAGCACUAGAAGAUUCCCAGCAAGCUGUGCGGCUAGACGACACUUUCAUGAAGGGUCACCUACGGGAGGGCAAGUGCCACCUGUUGCUUGGUAAUGCUAUGGCUGCCAGCCGCUGCUUCCAGAAGGUUUUGGAGCUGGAGCCAGACAACAGCCAGGCUCAACAAGAAUUGAAGAACGCUGAGUCAAUUCUGGAGUAUGAGCGCAUGGCUGAGAUUGGUUUUGAAAAGCGAGACUUCAGAAUGGUUGUGUUCUGUAUGGAUAGGGCAUUGGAGUCGGCGUCUGCAUGUCACAGGUUUAAGGUGCUUAAGGCAGAAUGCCUGGCACUGCUUGGCCGCUACCCAGAAGCCCAGUCUGUUGCCAGUGAUAUUUUGCGGAUGGACUCCACUAACGGUGAUGCCCUGUAUGUGAGGGGCUUGUGUCUGUAUUAUGAAGACUGCAUUGAUAAAGCUGUGCAGUUUUUCAUUCAGGCACUCCGUAUGGCCCCCGAUCACGAAAAAGCCCGUCUGGCCUGCAGAAAUGCCAAAGCACUGAAGGCUAAGAAAGAAGAGGGAAACAAAGCGUUUAAAGAGGGUAAUUUUGAGGAGGCCUAUGAGCUCUACUCGGAGGCCCUGACCAUUGAUCCUAACAACAUCAAAACCAACGCCAAGCUCUACUGCAACCGGGCCACUGUUGGCUCCAAGUUAAAGAAAUUGGAGCAGGCCAUAGAAGACUGUACAAAGGCUAUUAAACUGGAUGAAUCCUAUAUUAAAGCUUACUUAAGAAGAGCCCAGUGUUACAUGGACACAGAGCAGUAUGAGGAAGCAGUGCGAGACUACGAGAAGGUCUAUCAGACAGAGAAAACUAAAGAACAUAAACAUCUGCUGAAGACUGCUCAGCUGGAGCUGAAGAAGAGUAAAAGGAAAGAUUAUUAUAAAGUUCUUGGAGUGGACAAAAAUGCCACAGAAGAUGAGAUCAAGAAAGCUUACCGUAAACGAGCCCUUAUGCACCAUCCAGACCGUCACAGUGGAGCAAGUGCUGAGGUGCAGAAGGAGGAGGAAAAGAAGUUUAAAGAGGUGGGCGAAGCCUUCACUGUGCUCUCUGACCCCAAGAAGAAAUCACGCUACGACAGUGGCCAUGACCUGGAGGAUGAUGACAUGAACAUGGAUUUCGAUGCCAACAACAUCUUCAAAGCGUUCUUCAGCGGGCCUGGUGGAUUCAGUUUUGAAGCUUCUGGACCUGGAAAUUUCUUUUUCCAGUUUGGCUAACUGGGCAUUCUCCAGCACGUAUGCAGUAGACCCACACGACCUCCAGACUACCCCAAAACGGACUCUCCCACCACUCACACUCUAUACUGCUCUGUUCUGUACUGGACCCUGAGUCCGUGCCAUUGACUUGAUCUGAUGCAACAAGGUGUUUACGGCCAGUAAAUGAUCAUUCUGUAAACAGCCGUUUUCGAAAACGUCAAAAAGCACUGCAAAAUGCACCAAUCCUCUCUGAAAUAAGACCCCUUCCUUUUGGAUCGCAAGCUUUUUAAUUAGGGUUUAUCAUGAAACCACUGCUGUCUCCACAGUUAUGUUUCAGUACAUACCUUAAAUAAUGGUCCUCAUUAAGUAACCACUUAAGCAAGCCAAUGGCAUUUUGUUAGCUUGCUCACCAAACUGUGUAGUUCAUGCAUUCUCAUGUGGUGAAUGUAGAAUGCUACGGUUCAUGGCUUCCACAGAGGAAAAGUUUCACAAUAUUUAUUAUGUCAGAGUAAGAAUUGCACAGGAAGUCGUCUAGCCUUUAACUCCCAUCAGCCCCAGUUCCCCAUGCCACCGAAGCUGAACUUACACUGCUUGCUUGUAACUUUGGUCUUGUGAUACCCAAAGGGGGGGACUAAGGCCAGUACCACAAGUUUACAAAUGAGCAAAUCAAGCGAAGUCAUGGUUCUUGAAUUAAAGUGAGCCAUAAUUUCUUCUUUUUUUUUUUCUUUUUUUUUUUUCUCUCAGUCUCCUCAAAUGCUGUGAUGCUACGUGAAUACACAUGCCUGUCCCAUGCCAAAUUAGAAACACAAAACUGAGCCCUGUUUGUUGAAUAUUCUCCCACUGGCUGGGUUAAAUUUACCUAAAUUUCGCUUUUCACUGUAUGGCUUGACUCGACUUGCUUUUGGUACCAGCUACUUCAUAGCAUGGGGUACCGGAUUUGCCAACUGUACUACUGCAUAUACAAGUGCAGAGAGUGUGGUGAUCCAGCACCUCCUAGUGGUCUCUUCUCUCUCUGCAACAUUCAUGUUUCAAUGUUGCCAUUCACCUGUUGCUGCAUUGUACAUUUUACUGGAAUGUAAAGUGUUUUUGUGUUGAUAGUUGACAACUGUUUUUUUUUUUUUGUUUGUUUUUUUAAACUAUGAGAUGCAUUACGGUGGCCGACAAGACCCUGUUCACCGUACAAUUAAAAACGCGUUGCAAACUCAUAAAUGCAAAAAACACUCAUCGGAAUGACUACACUUGAACUGAAAUUUUGCAAACAUGCUGCAAAAACAGAAAACACUUUCAUUAAAAUGACUAGAGAGAGCAACAUCAGAGCUACAUUUUACAAACACACUGCAAAUAAAGAAAACGCAGGCAACUUCAGAAACACUGCAAAGCCAGUCAAAACACCUAGGAAGUGAGCCACAACACAGUGGAAAUGCUUCUGGAAGUAGGAUGAAAUAUUACUGACAAAAGUAGACAAAAGUAGUCCGCAGACACACACAUACCAAGUUCAUGAUUAACCUGGCUGGCAAGUUUGCUGUCUGACAUGUCAUGGCUGUACUGUGGUAUUUAAUCUGGUAUUGUUAGUUUAGCUCUGACAGUUGCACAGUACAGUGGUACAGUGAUGGUAGUAAUUUGCUCAAAUAAUUUUUUACUGAUGAGUGUUUAUGCUCCAUUGAAGUCUGAAUGGUUCCUUCCUCUUUGAGCAUCCUCCAGAAACAUCUCUGUUGUGUGGUGACUGGCUUAUCAGCGUUUCUGAAGUUGGAGCGCGUUUGUGAAGUGUAGCAUUGUUGCUGUCAUUUUGAUCAAGGUGCUUUCUAAGUAUGCAGAAUGUCUAAUGAAUUUGCAGUGUCUUUGUAAAGCGCAGCGCCCAUGUUGUCAUUGUGUUGAAAGUGUCUUCUGCAUUUGCAGCUUGUUUUUUUUUUUUUUUCUUUUCUUUACAGUUUGCUGGGGCUUCUCGGCCACCGUGAUAUAUUCACUUUUUUGAUAUCAAUAUUUAUUGUAAAUUCACAGAGCCAGAUGUGAGCCACUGAGGACUUGAGUGUGGAUGGAUGAUCUUUAGAUGCACCAGGAUCUGUAUGUUUACAGAUGGCAGGGCUGGGGAGAGAUUUUAGUAGCUUUCUGCUUUUCCACCAGGUUGUAACUAGCAACUGGUGAGGUGGGAGCUGGAGCCACUCGGACUGCUUUUGCCUAGUUUUGGUUAUAGAUGGCUCGCUUUCUGUGAAGGGAUGUAGAGCAAAUAGAUGAAGGUAUAACUCAUGGACCUGCGUGGAAGUCCACACCAUACCGUUGAAGGAUAACUGAAGAGCAUUUUUAGAAACUGGAAAUUUGCUGUACAGGUGUCUCCCUCUGCAUGCUACAUUAAACAUUACCCUGUUUGCCUAAAGCCUCAAGUAUGCUUCAGUUUGACACUAAGCUACGUUGCCUGUCCUAAGAUCCCUGUGGUGCAGCCAAAAGAUAACAUCCACAUUGGUGUGGCUCAUGCUAAAGGAACAGUCUUGACUAUGGACCGUGUUCAAAUAGCCAUGUAAAUAAAGUUAGUUUUUCUGGUUUCUCCCCCUUUA
Molecule: messenger RNA, 4057 nt
Organism: Pygocentrus nattereri (red-bellied piranha)
Lineage: Eukaryota; Metazoa; Chordata; Actinopteri; Characiformes; Serrasalmidae
Gene: dnajc7
Product: DnaJ (Hsp40) homolog, subfamily C, member 7
Exons: 14
Coding region: 57-1529 (490 amino acids)
Molecular function (GO): protein binding
Source: RefSeq, a predicted model, not a curated record